Molecule: messenger RNA, 1181 nt
Organism: Manduca sexta (tobacco hornworm)
Lineage: Eukaryota; Metazoa; Arthropoda; Insecta; Lepidoptera; Sphingidae
Exons: 6
Coding region: 259-858 (199 amino acids)
Source: RefSeq, a predicted model, not a curated record
UUAGGCGCGUCACGUGGUUUGCCGAAGGGCGGACCGUUCCCGCGCGAUCCUUGUAUUGGCUGAGUAAUAUCAAUGGAACAAAAUUUGAAAAAAGAACUGUUCUAGAUAAUAUUUAAAUAAUAAUUAUUAGAAGCGAAUUGGUUAAUCUGUUUUCAUUUUAUUGUUUAUAAUUAUGUGAUGUGUUGAAUUACGGACUUGGUUUUAAGGAAAAAGAUGCCUCUUUCAAGAAAGUCAUCGUUUUAACUUGGAACCAAACAUAUGAUACAUAUGAAGCGCAAACCACGAGCCCCAUCAUUCACAUGCGAAGACAUGGAGGACCUGAAUGUGGCCGCGCUAUCCCGUCGAAAAGAGUCUGCAGCGCCUCUGACGGGGGAAAGGGACGCAACAAUCUUCCGUCACUCUCUUACAUACCCUCUCGCUCUAGUACUCAGACUACGGGUUUUACAGAUAGUAUGCGGGAUAUCAGCCAUGGUGAUGGGCAGCGUGGCCUUCAUAGAAGAGAGGCAGAAGUUCAACAUGGGUCUCGGGAUACCAGCUGGUGGUGUUAGCGUGGUUGCUGCUGCUGUGUCAAUCCAUACGUCGCGGGGCUGGGCCGCAGUGGCGGGCGUGGCGGGCGCGGGAGCGGGAGCGGCGAGCGUUUUGUGGGCGGCGGCCGCGUGUCUACUGUUAGCGCUUAUUGUACAAUGCUGCAGGACAAUACUGGACCCGCCUGGACUUGAUCAUAGCGACGCCCCACCAGACGAAGACUCCAGGCCAUCAUCACGCGAUUUGGUUGUUAUCGCGUGCGUGCAAAUCGCUUUGGCAGCGGCGACGCUCCUAAGCGCGGCAGUGUGUGCGCGCAUUGACUGCGGCAAAUGACGUGAGCCGCAGCGCUCCCUGACGCGACGUCGUGUCAGCGAAGCGCCCGCUCCCGCUACCGCCUCCGCUUCUACUGACCGCAAUGUGUCCACACCCGAUGACGUAAUCAUUGAAAGGGAGAAAGGCGGCCGCGUCGCCUGGCUCAUAUAAAAUAUCACACCUAUUCAUCUUUGUUAUGAUGAUGCCCUAUUGAUGAUAGCGUGAUGAAAGGCAUUUGUUGGAUGAUGUGACAAUGGUGAUAUGGAUUUGAAUUUGAUGUGUCAUUUAUUAUUGUAAUGUGGUAAAGACUUUUUGUGAUAUAGUUAAUGUAAAUAAAUGGUCGU